CAGUGCAACUAAUAUAUUUCUAGGAUAUUUAGAUUCUUAAGAUGAGAAAUAAAAAAAUUACGUAUGUGCAUCAAUAAAUUGAAAAUAGAAUCGCCAUAAACGGGUUUGCCGUUCUAGUGUGGUGCAGCCACUCGGAAUGGGUUUUCCCGACGUCGAAAAUACCGCACUGUGGCCCGACCCAUAGAUGGCAAAAAAUAUUUAGUUUUUAAGCAAAAAACUCUAUAAAAGUCAGUACUCGGAUAAAGGGAAAAUCUUAAAUACAGAACAUCGUUUAAAUUUAUUUCAUGUUUAGUUUUACGGUUUUAAAAAUAUUUCUUAUCACUCAAAAAUUGUAUGAACUUGUUUUAGUAAGCAUCUUACUUGUAAAUGUUUUCCUUUGAAGUUUGGGGACUAAUUAUAGAAUCUUUCGAAUUUUCAUCUCGCGCAAAAAGUUUUAAAAAGCCUAAAAGUCGACAUCGUGAAUGGGUAAAUUGCAAAAUAAUAAUAAUAAUUAAACAAUAUUAGCAAUUAAAAAAUGUCACGACGAGUUACGCCAUUGCUAAACUUAAAUGGUAUCCCGUCCCCGCUAAUAACACAAACCAGUGAACGUGUUUCAAUGUGUUUAAUUUCAGCGAAAACUUGGGGCCAUUGUUCCGAUGCCCGAGUACUAUGCCUGCACGGGAUACAGGAUAACUGCGGUACGUUUGACAGGCUGAUCCCGUUGCUCCGUCGAGGUUUUUAUUACGUGUGCGUGGACACUCCGGGACACGGGCGGUCGUCGCACUAUCCUCCCGGUUUCCGUAUUACGAUGGAGUGUUACGCGUUGGCCGUCAAGCGGGUCAUCGACUACCUGAAAUGGGACCGAUUCAAGUGCAUUGGACACAGCAUGGGUGGCAUAAUCGCCAGCCUGUUCACGUCCCUGUACCCGGAACACGUCGCCAGCCUAGUGAUGAUCGACUGUGCGGGUCCGGAGCCCGUACACGCGCAGGAAACGGUCAAAUGGCUGAGAACGGCGUGCGACGGUCUGCUAACGAUCGAGAGGAAGGCGGCUAGUGGGUCGCCGCCGUCGUACACACGCGAACAGGCCGUCGACACGCUAAUCACGAAACGGUUGUCCAAGUUAACCAGAGAUUCGGCGAACGUGCUCGUCGAACGGUCUCUGGUGGACAGCCCGGGCGGACGUCAUGCGUUCUGCAUGGACCAGCGGCUCAAAGUGUUCUACAACCAGAUGUUUACGCCGACUCAGUACAUGGCCGUGGUGAGCAGCAUCCGGUGUUCCGUUUUGUACUUGCGCGCCUCGGACAAUCCGCUACAAAAGUCUCCAGGGAAUAAAUUGGUGAGGAAAAUUUACAAGUUAAACCCGAAUGUCCGUGUGGUCAAAGUAAACGGGAAUCACGACGUACACUUGAACCAUCCGGAAAGGGUUGCGGAUUUGAUCAAUACAUUUCUWCUGUCCGAACGCAGCAAAAUUUAAUCAUCUCUAUGAGGUUCAGCUACUAUAAUAGAAGCGUAUACUUAUUAUAUUUCAACAAUUAUAUAAGCUGUGAUUGGUCAGGUUUAGGUUAUUUUUUUGAUUUUUAUAUGGUUUUUUUUAGUUUGUAUAAUGGUGAUUUUUAUAAUAUAUAGUGUUAAUUACCAAACACAAGGAGUGGGUCCGUUUAUCGUGUCAUUCGCUGGGCGUUAUAUAAAKUUAUAUAUGUAUUAUGUUUUAUUUUUAUUAAUUCAUAUAUUGUGAUUUUGUGAAAACUCGUCGAUUUCAACUAUAUAUAGGUUUAAUAUAUCUACUUCAAAUAUCCAUGCGCAUUGAACCUUAAUGCAAUUAUAUAAUAUGUCGUGACAUUGAUAAGUGUUUUUUUUUUUUUUUUUAAAU
This is a messenger RNA of Diuraphis noxia (Russian wheat aphid), 1849 nucleotides long. RefSeq names its product serine hydrolase-like protein. Lineage: Eukaryota; Metazoa; Arthropoda; Insecta; Hemiptera; Aphididae. The record is from RefSeq and is a predicted model, not a curated record. Gene Ontology annotation, cellular component: membrane.